Molecule: messenger RNA, 678 nt
Organism: Oldenlandia corymbosa var. corymbosa
Lineage: Eukaryota; Viridiplantae; Streptophyta; Magnoliopsida; Gentianales; Rubiaceae
Source: the annotation of a GenBank genome assembly
AUGGAGGUGGAUCUUACCAAGGAUUUGCCAAAAUCCGUAAAGGUUGGCAAAAAGGGUCGUAAGCAUGAACAAGUCUUCACAUUCGAGCAUAUUCCAUCAUAUUGCUUGAAAUGUUGCAAAAUUGGCCAUAAGGACAUUGAUUGUAGAGUUGGUAAACCCACGGUGCAAGUGAAUGAGUCGGACAAGAUUGAGGUUCUAGAGAAAAAGGGAAUCAAAAUCAAGUCAGCAAAGCCCAAAUGGACAUUGAAAGGAGGAGAUCCUAAAAGUAGACUGGAAGCUCAAAUAAUCAGUUUGAAUCCCUUGGUGGUCAAAGGGGUGGAAAAGGAAGCAAUGAUGGUGACGGAGAUAGUGGAAAGCCAGCCUGCGGCAAAAACCCUAGCGGCGCAGCUUGGUACGCACCAAGCGGGUGAAACCCUAGCUGCAGAAGUCAAGUCACGACAACUUGAAUCCUAUUCUGGUAUAACUGCGAUGGAAAAAGAAGCAAUCCCGGUGGAUUUGCAGCCAUCCCCGAUUAGGACUGAAGCCGUCUGUGUUGAUGCGCCACCUCUUGUUCAAUCAGAAAAUCGAUUUUCGAUUCUCCAAGCUGCGGAGCAGGAUGACGUCAAAGAGAUGGAAAUGUCCAUUCUGAAGUUCAUACGCAAAGUCAAAAGGAGCAAGAUGAUAUUGGUGCUACAUUGA